Homalodisca vitripennis (glassy-winged sharpshooter) is the source of this 870-nucleotide messenger RNA. RefSeq names its product dephospho-CoA kinase-like. The record is from RefSeq and is a predicted model, not a curated record. Gene Ontology annotation, molecular function: ATP binding; dephospho-CoA kinase activity. The transcript is spliced from 2 exons. Bases 49 to 420 code for a protein of 123 amino acids. Lineage: Eukaryota; Metazoa; Arthropoda; Insecta; Hemiptera; Cicadellidae. Gene Ontology annotation, biological process: coenzyme A biosynthetic process.
ACAAAACUAAUUCAUUGUUGUGUAUUUGUAGGUCAUCAGUUUGUUGUCAUGGACCUUCCGUUAUUAUUUGAAACAGGCAGUAUGAUUGAGUAUCUUUAUAAAAUAAUUGUAGUUACCUGCGAAGAAGAUAUCCAACUUGUAAGGGUUAUAGAGAGAGGAAAUCUGACUGAAACUCGUGCCAAGAAAAGAAUUGGUGCUCAGAUGGGAUUAGAUUUAAAAUGUUCAAAAGCCCACUACGUAAUAGAAAAUUCAGGGAGUAUAGAAGACACAAGGGACCAAGUAACAAAGGUAGUGGCAGCUCUCAAGAGCAGCAACCAUCACUGGAAGCUAAGAUUGAUUGCUGGACUGUUCUGCUCAGGUGUUGUGUCUUUGUUAAUCUGGCUUGGCACAAAAUUCUAUCAGAAUAGAAUAAUGUCAUAACAAAACACAUGUAGUGUAAGUUCUGACUUAUGACUGUUCCAAUUUCAUGAUUCUAAAUUAACUAACAUUGGAGAAAUUACUUAGGUAUUUUGUACUUUUUUUAAUAACAUUUUAAAGAAUACUAAAGUCAGUGGAAUUUAACCCUAGGGUUGUAAUUAUUUGUAGACACUGAUUAAUUUAAUUUCACAAUUCACUGACAAAUACUUUACUGGAAUGGUUCUAUUCUUUUUACAGCAUCAUGCAGCCAUUCAAUGUGAAAUGUGUGUUUUUUAUUAAUUUUUGCUGUUUUCAAAGUGUUAUAUAAUCUGAGAGGCAUUAUGAAUAGUGCAAGUGCAGUUUUUACCAAUGUAUACAUUAUGGCUUGUCUAGAAAACCUUAUGAUAUUUAUCUAAUAGAAAAUUAAUGAUAUGUAUAUGCUUGUAAAAUAUUAAAUAAAUAAAAGUAAAUGUC